Vigna radiata var. radiata (mung bean) is the source of this 474-nucleotide messenger RNA. Its product is annotated as class-10 pathogenesis-related protein 1-like. Gene Ontology annotation, cellular component: cytoplasm; nucleus. The coding region runs from base 1 to 474 and encodes 157 amino acids. Gene Ontology annotation, molecular function: signaling receptor activity; protein phosphatase inhibitor activity; abscisic acid binding. The record is from RefSeq and is a predicted model, not a curated record. NCBI's taxonomy places the organism in Eukaryota, Viridiplantae, Streptophyta, Magnoliopsida, Fabales, Fabaceae. Gene Ontology annotation, biological process: defense response; abscisic acid-activated signaling pathway. The transcript has 2 exons.
AUGGGUGUAUUUACUCAGGUUUAUGAUACCCCUGCUGCUGUGCCUCCUGCUAGGCUUUUCAAAGCGAUGACCUUGGAUUUCCAUAACCUCUUCCCAAAGCUUGUGGAUAGCAUCCACAGUAUUGAAUUCACCCAAGGAAAUGGUGGUCCUGGCACCAUCAAGAAGAUCACCACCAUUGAAGGUGAAGAAAGCAAGUACGUGCUGCACAGAGUUGAUGCAAUCGAUGAGGGUAGCUUCGUGUACAACUUCAGCAUAAUUGAUGGCAGUGGGUUGCCUGAGACAUUGGAGAAGAUCUCAUUCGAGAGCCAACUGGUAGAAGGCUCCAAUGGAGGAUCAAUUAGGAAGGUGCAUGCCAAAUAUUUCACAAAAGGUGAAGCUGUUCUUACUGAGGAGGAACUGAAGGCUAACCAAGCCAAGAUCCAAGGACUUGUGAAGCUCGUUGAAGACUAUCUUCUGGCAAAUCCUCAUUACUGA